AUGACAAUGUGAGCAUUUUAUAUCAGGAAAAAAUUGUGCAGUGUAUAAUUAGAAAACCGUGUAAAAGCACCGGAGAGAAACAAAUGCUGAAUAUAAGUAGUCAAUGCUGUGCUGGUUUUCUGUAUAAACCCACGCGUCCUCCUCUCAGGUUUGUUUUUUCUCUCCUCCACUUCUCAUGCGCCCCGUUUACCUCUGUGUCCAUUAGAGCUACAAGUAUUAGCACUCAGCUAGCUGGCGGCAGGGGAUGGGACGAGCUGGUCCAGGAGGAGGCUGGGGUCAGAUGUUGAAGAAGAAGGAAAAGGGCGACUCGAAGCAAAAAUAAAUAGGCGCGGGAGGACGGGGCCGGCGGAGGCAGGAGCCGGCUCGCUGUGGAAGGCUAAUUGAAGUUCUGUGUGGCAGCAGACCCAGCUGCCACUUCAAUGAGGAGCCUAUUUGCUGCAUUUUUCAGACUGUGUUGUGAAUUCUGAUGAUGUCAGUCCAGGAGCCGGGCCACAGACUGAUGCUGUCACAGAGCCCCCUCCUUCUCCAACACACUCCUCCACAGAUUAGACCUAACAGGGUGGCAGGGAUUCUGAUCACGGGCAGCGGCCACGAAGCCCAGCGAACGAACCUGGAUCAGUUUGUUCUGGGGGUUAUUUACAAUCUCAUGCAUUAUAGUGUGGUAUUAGUCUCUGCAGGAAGUGAUCUCGCUUCCACAGGUUUACGUUGUUUGAUUAGAAGAGAUUAUGUUCUCUAGGAGAACGCAUAGCUGCAAGCAUCUGUUGAAUGAUAAAAAAUUAAAGCAGUGGGAAAAGAUAAAAAAGAUCAAUCCAAAAAAUGAAUCCAGCAGGGUUUUUUUAAGGUAAACUAGAGAAUAGAUACUGUAUCGAUGCACACACCAAUCAAAUGUGAACUUGAUCUAAUUUUAAUGUAAAUGUAUCCAGUCCUUUCAUCUUUUAGUGAAGCUGAUUUACCUCACUUGCCCUUUAAAUAAAAAAGCUAAAAGCGAGCUCAUGACAAUAUAUAAUAAGCAACAUUAUAGCUUUGAAUGAUUUAAACAUUCAGAUUUAAAUGAUUGAAAGCAGCAGAGUGAAAAGUUACCUUUGGCCUCCAAAUUGUAGCCAAUUGUAAAAUUGCUAUUUACUUUCCAUCACCACACAAGAUGAUUUAAAAAGCGAGCUCCAAACAGAUCGAUCCCAUUGUGUUGUUGUGAGCUCUAUAGAACACAACAGGACAAGAAUCCUAUUCACUGGCCCGGUCGUUGCUACGGUUUGUGUUGUGGUUACAUGCUGAGCGCUCUACCUUCGGACCUCGCAUUCACAGCCGCAAUCAGCUGUAUUGAAAUUUUUGUAAGGAAGGUGUUAACAUUUUCUGUCGGAUGAAGGCCUCAGAGAAGACAAAGUCAGUCAGUGGCUCUGCAGCUGUGAAGGAGCUGAAGAGGCAUAACAGGCCACAGACAAGCACGCUUCAGGAGGAUGGUUAUAACCUCCCGUCCCAUGAUGCACUGGCACAGCUGCUGCCACGCUACCUGGCCAGUGGAGGAAAGGCUGAGGUUCAGGAGCAGAACAAACCCGACACACACCGCACACAUGAAGCCCAUCAUGCACACAAACGAGCCUCUCUCUCCCGACGCGAAUUCGAAGAUGAUCCUCAGAUGUCAAAGGUCAACGACCUCCAAACUAAGGAGCUGGAAAACUACCGCGCAGCAAUGAGUAAGAUGGCGGAAGACAUCAUUCUGCUGAGGACACAGACGGUGGAGCUGGAGGCCGAGAACAGCCGGCUCCGCGGAGACCUGUCCCUGCACCAGGACCUCGGCCGAGACCUGCUGAAAGACACGGACAUCGACGUCAUGACGAAGGCGGAGAUGUCCGAUCGAAUCGCAUCUCUGAAAUUGAAGCUGGCCAGUCAAACCAGUGAAGCUGCAGCACAGCGAGACAGGAUCCAGCAGCUCCAGAACGAGCUGAUCAGGAGGAACGACGGCGAGAAGGAGCUGCUGAAGCUUCAGAGGCUCCACCGGCAGCAGGAGCAACUCCAGCAGCAGCACAGCAGCUCGGCAAAGAUGGCGACUCUGGAAGCCACAGUGAAACAGCAGGAAACGGUGAUCGAGAAGCUGGAGAAAGCGUUCAAUACUAAAAUCAGACGGGCGAGCAGACAAAGUGGAGACAAAAGGCUGGCGCCGAAAAAGCCCGGAGGUGAGCGUGGCCCCAGACGCGCCGAGGUGGAGGCGGCGCUGGCAGCGGAAAACGCUGGCCUCCGGGCAGAGCUGGACAGGACGCGGCUGCAGCCUCCAGCUGUGAUUAUACAGCAGGCGAAAGAGGCGCUGCCACUGAGGGAGAAGCUGAGUUUGCUGAGUAGGCUUGAGAAAGCUGAAGCCAGAGUCCAGUCGCUGGAGGCCCAGCUGCAGCAGAACUGUAAGGUGUGGGGGCGGCAGAAGCAGGACAUGCUGAACAAACUGAGCGAGCGCAAACAAGGCCUUGUCCACAACUCCAGCCUUUUUAAUGAAUAAAAGAUGACACAAUACAG
Betta splendens (Siamese fighting fish) is the source of this 2502-nucleotide messenger RNA. It is a transcript of the gene ccdc33, whose product is annotated as coiled-coil domain containing 33. The record is from RefSeq and is a predicted model, not a curated record. Gene Ontology annotation, cellular component: peroxisome. Bases 1358 to 2485 code for a protein of 375 amino acids. Lineage: Eukaryota; Metazoa; Chordata; Actinopteri; Anabantiformes; Osphronemidae. The transcript is spliced from 10 exons.